Culex pipiens pallens (northern house mosquito) is the source of this 1661-nucleotide messenger RNA. RefSeq names its product protein Peter pan (gene ppan). The transcript has a single exon. Gene Ontology annotation, cellular component: preribosome, large subunit precursor. Bases 116 to 1609 code for a protein of 497 amino acids. Lineage: Eukaryota; Metazoa; Arthropoda; Insecta; Diptera; Culicidae. Gene Ontology annotation, biological process: ribosomal large subunit assembly; rRNA processing. The record is from RefSeq and is a predicted model, not a curated record. Gene Ontology annotation, molecular function: rRNA binding.
AAAAACAGCGUGUUCGUCGUUCCGAUUGGUGUAGUUUGAAAUUUCGGAACGCGUGUCGCGGUCGCUCCCAAAAAAGUUAGUUUUCAAGUAAUUUUGCCUCACAAAGCAAGACAAAAUGCGGAAAAAGGCCGGCCGCCGGAACAAGAAGAAGGGCGGCAGCCGCGUGAAGCUGGUCGCGCCCCAGAUGGAGGAGGAACCGGCGGCGGUGAAGAACGCCCCGCACACCUUCGUGAUUCACCGCGGCGAACGGUGCGCCUCGGUGGUGGCCCUUUCGCGCGACUUCCGGCACAUGAUGGAACCGUUCACGGCCAGUUCGCUGCGGGAGCGGCGCGUCAACAAGAUCAAGGACUUUGUGAACCUGUCCGGGUUCUUUCACGUCUCGCACAUGUGCCUGUUUUCGCUGUCCCCGCAGACACUGUCGCUGAAGAUUGUCCGCAUGCCGAAGGGACCGACGCUGACGUUCCGGGUGACGCAGUACACGCUGGCCAAGGACGUCAUCAAGCUGUCCAAGAAGCAGUUUGUGGACGAGGAAAGCUUCAAACAGGCUCCGCUCGUCAUCCUGAACAGCUUCAGCGGCGAGGGAAGACAUCUCAAGCUGAUGGCCUCCACCUUCCAGAACAUGUUCCCCCCAAUCAAUCUGUCCACCGUGCAGUUGAGUUCGCUCAAGCGAGCCGUCCUGCUGUCGUACAAUCCGGUGUCGAAGCUGAUCGAUCUGCGGCACUACGCCGUAACGGUCGUGCCGGUCAACCUGAACAAGGGCGUCAAGAAGGUCGUCACGCGCAACAUCCCCAACAUGGCCAAGUUCGACGACAUUGCCGACUUUGUCGAGAAGGGCCACCUGUUGUCCGAUUCGGAGUUUGACGACGAAGAAACGCACGUCGUCCUCCCACAAAAUCUGCGCCGCGGAAACCUCGCCGACAACAAAUCCUCGCUGCGCCUCCACGAAAUCGGCCCCCGUGUCACGAUGCGGCUGAUGAAGAUCGAGGACGACCUGCUGACCGGCGAAGUCCUUUACCACGACUACAUCCAGAAGAACGCCAUCGAAGUGGAGGAACUGCGCAAGAAACGGGCCGCCAAGAAGCGUCUCAAGGAGCAGCGCAAACUCAAGCAAGAAAAGGACCAAAAGAAGAAGGAAAAGGAAAAGGCCGAACACAAGGCCAAAACCGGAACCAUCAACGAGCACGAUCGUCAGCUGCUCAAGGACGCCGAAGAGGCCAUCGCGGACGACUCGGACGAGGACGACACCCGUUACUACAAGGACGCCGUCGGUGUGGCGCCGGAAAAGGAACUGUUCGACGGGCAGAGUGGCAACCGGAAACGGCCGUACAUCCCCAAGGGAUCGAACUAUUCGCUCAAGCCGAAGAAGCCCCGGCUGGACAAGCGCAAGGAGUUCGAGGAGGAUGAUCGCGAGGCGAGAAAGGGUGGCAAAUUUAGAAAGGGUGGUGGGCGUGAUGGUGGCAAGGGCAAGAAGGGUGGCGGCAAAUUUACGGGGAAGAAAACGGGAGACGAUUACAAGGGCAAGGCGAACUAUACCGGGGGAAAGAAGGGAGGUGGGAAGGCCGGCGGGAAUCGGGGAAAGUCGAACUUUAAGGGAGGCAAGAAGAAGUAAAGUUUAUUGAUUAUGUUGAGCUACAAACAUAGAAUUAUAAUUGAAAAUUUUA